Messenger RNA from Salarias fasciatus (jewelled blenny), 4183 nucleotides. RefSeq lists its product as uncharacterized. Lineage: Eukaryota; Metazoa; Chordata; Actinopteri; Blenniiformes; Blenniidae. The record is from RefSeq and is a predicted model, not a curated record. The transcript is spliced from 23 exons. The coding region runs from base 26 to 3616 and encodes 1196 amino acids.
CUACUGCCCGGCUAACAGCUCUGCCAUGAAGUCCUGUGAAGGGGGCUCCAUGCCUGUUAACACCAGCGGCCUCAGAGGAUCACCAAACAAGUGCUGCAGAGUGUGUGAAGGUGGCACUUAUCGCUUGUACCUCUCCCCCAUUUUUCAGUGUCUCCCCUGUCCACCAGGAUUCCAUUGCUCUCCAGGUACAGACAACUACAAGUCGCACCCUUGUCCUCGGGGCUAUUUCUGCCCAGUGGGGUCAAACCAACCAAAACCCUGCCCUCCUGGCUCUUUUGGCAACCAGACUCAUGCCGAAAAAAUGGCUGACUGUCAUCCAUGUCCAGUCAACACCUUCAACCACCUGCCUGCUCAGAAGGCCUGCUUUUCCUGUGGGAGCUCCUCCACCUCUCCGGCCGGUUCCUCUUCUUGUACAUGCACGGGCAAGAACCGGGCUUUCCAGUAUUCUGAUGGCUCAUGUUUAUGCAGAACUGGCUUCAUCUUCUACAAUCAACUUGAUUUCAAAAGCUCGACCUCCGACAGUGAACUGGACUGCCAGCCUGAGGUGAACAGACGCUGUUCCGCAGGCGAGGUGCGCCUGGCAGCAUCCAGAGAGUGUGUGUCGCCAUCAUUGCACUCCUGUAACGUCACCUGCGGGUCACUUGGAGGGACUCUGGAUGCGGACAUGGGCAUCUGCCAGUGUGAGAAAUACGUGUCUGCAGAGGAGCUCUGCAACACUUCGUGCCUUUCCAAACUGCCUCAGCUUGCUGCUCAGCUCACAGCAGAAGGAAACAUGCAGCUCAGUAUCAAAGAGAAGGACCGCGCUGUCUGGACCAGGACAGUAACAAAUGUUUUAGGGCCAGAUAUCCAUGCAAAGAGCAUUGGGAGGAUACAUUUAGUCCAAUUUGCCUCUGAAGGAGUGUUUGGUUGGAUUCCCACGCAAAAAUACCUUGUCGAAAAGUUCCUGUCUGAUCCAAUAGAAAUCCUCAACACAAGACCCAGAAACAAGAGAGACACAGAAGACGAUGAAGGUGACUUGGUGGUCUUACCCCGGAUCCCAAACCCCAUUGCCUGUCUUUCCUCCGGUGACAUGCUCAUUUUCGAUUUGACCAUCAACCACACGGACCGUCGACACAGCCACUUUCCAGUGUAUCACAAAGACCACCUGUUCAACAGUAACCCCGGCUUUGACUUUGGCGCUUUCAGACAUCUGGAGACUCUAAUGAAGCAGACCAACCUCAACGCCUCCAGGUUUGCCCAUGUUUUCUCAGAAACAGGAAAGUACGUGUUUGUAGACAGCGCCGUCCCGCAGUGGAGCUUGGUGGUGGUGGUCAGUGAUGAGGGGACGGAGUGUGACCCCAGGACUGCUGUGUUUCAACCCAUUACCCCUCAACAGUUAGUCAAGUACGGGAUUGUCAAGCAGCACCGGCUCAACCUACUGCCUGACUGGGGACUGAUUGGUGGGAUCUUGGGCGUACUCCUCGCUGUGGUCAUCGUUUUGACGACCACAGUUUUAAUCCUGAGACCUGGAAAAGCAAAGCUUGUGUCCCAGUGGAGGAUGAAGCCAAAAUGGCGCAGUGUUGGGGAGCCUUUCUGUCCGGUGGAGUGUGUAUGCAGCAGGGAGAGCCUUGUUGUCCCAAACCAAAGCGGCUAUCUGGACUGCAGAGGUGUCGGGGAAGGAGCAGAAGCUGAAGAGCCUGCUGUUUCAAAGGGAGGAAGCAUGUCAGGCUGCUGUGAUUUGGAGGAGUUCAAUGUGAAGACUCUCUAUGAUAAACUAGAGGACCAGAACCUCCACGUGGCCUCACAGCUGGCCCGGCACCGGAAAGACACGCAGGAGUUUUAUCGAAACAUGUGUCAACAGACCGAAUCACUCAAGAAUGUCUUUGAAAAUAUGGACCACAAAAAGCUGAGUCUUGUAAAAGAGAUGCUCAUUCAUAACACCCUGAAGGAUAAAACGUCCAGCAUAAGCGUGGCGGCUGGAGAAAGCCAAGAGGCGUCUGUGUCGUUACUGGGAGCCGUCCUGCGCUCGGUGGAAGCUCUCUUAUGCAGGCUGUCCGGAGACGUUUGGCACCAUCAGGAUCUGACUGCACCCUCGUACUGCCACACUGCUCCUCAUGACUCCCGGGAGUGUGAACCGCAAGCUGGCGACAUGCAGCCCAGCGACACCAGCAUGUGUUAUACCCAGUUUUCAUCAAUGAACUUAACCAAAGGUGGAGCUCAUCUCCAGGAACCAGCCUGCAUGCAGAGCACAGCUCCAUGUCUGAGUGAUCAUGACCUAUCCAAGCUCAUCACCAUAUCUCCUCUUUACAAGACCCUGCAGGAGAUUCAGAAGUCUUUGCAAAACCUCAACAUAAACGAGUCAAAUCAUCAAUUCCAAACAGCAGCUGCAGAGCUUUCAGCCCAAGGGAGCACUGACCGACAACUCAUCCCGACUGCACUGGACAGCCUCUCACCACAACACUCUGCUGUUUUCAUGUUUGGCUGUCAGGUGAUGCGGUUGCUCGCAAAUUGCCCCGUAUUCCCCUCGGUGCUCCUGCUGCUGGCCAAGUCAAUCCCCUUUUCUUCAUCGCCAUCUAAUGAGAAUCUACUUGCACACUGCUCGGAGGACUUUUAUUUUGAUGCGACCAAUCAAAUCCUUUAUCUGCCAGAGGCGAAGCUUCAGCAUGUGGGACACUUCAUUGCAAUCAUCCUGCAGUCCAUGGCCCACAUAGCAGCAGCAGGAUCCAAACCACAGAGCUUUAUGCAAGCUCUUCAUGAAGCCAUUUCAGCUUUAAGCCUUCGGCUAUUCAAUCUCUCUUUCAAAUGGAACACAUCUGAGCAGUCACAUUGCGAUGGUUCAGAGUGUCGGCAGAGCACAUUAGUUGAAGAAUUUCUCCACGUGAAAGUUCCCGCCGAAGCGUGCUUCACUGAGCACGUGUUAGCUGGAAGACUGGAAAAAUAUAAAUAUUUCAAGUUGGAGCAGCUCGUCUCCAGCCUCAUAAAGAGCUCCUCUCAGGACAUGGCGUCUGGCUUGCCACCCAAAGGAACACCAGUGCAGGUGUCAUGCAUAGAGGAAGAAAUUGACCGCUUGAACGAGUUUUUCCUGCUGCUGAGCAUGCAGCUGCAGAAGAGAGCUGAAAUGAGUACGUGGCUGAAAGAGAGAGAGACUGAAGAGAACCGUUCUGGGAGGGCAACACCAACAAGCACGCCAAGUCUGAGUCGUAAUGGAACAAUCCUGCUGGAACUGAAGAGGCGCUAUGUAUCACAGCGGCUCAAUGAGCUCCAUAUCACAUUAGACCAGAUCAGACAGCGCCAGCAGCAUGACAGCAAGUUGAAAGACGGGACAAGAGGCUGCACAGAGACAGACAGCAGCACCGCUCAGCGAGGGGAGAGGCGGCGUUAUUCUGGUACAGAUGGCGGCAGUCCUGCUGACGGCCAGCGGCACCACAGUAUUUCAGAACGUCAGAGUCGCAGCCAGCCAUCAGCAGAGAGCAGAGGUCUCGGUGACCAUAAAGUGGAGAGUCAUGUUUUAGACCGGCGGAGGAGUGACGCUGUCCAGAGCGACAACUCAGACACAUUAGUGGACCGCCAGAUGCCUGAGAGUCGCCAGGAACAGCUGCAUCUUAAUGUUCCAGGAAAUCAGGAGCUGCAGAGUUAGAUCACAGGAGAAAUACAAAACGCAAACAGAAGUACAUUCUUCACUCGUUGUGCUCGUGAUCAUCUCAUUAUGCAACCUACUUUUAUUCUGUGAUGGUGUUUUUACAAUUUUGCCUGGAGAAUUCCAUUUGGUGUUUUGGUGCAUUAUUCAUUAAAAAGUCCACUCGUGUUACUGAUGUCUGAGCACAUUUACUCUGUUUUCUUUGAACAUGAAACAUGAAAACUGCAAUGCAAAUGGCAUGCUCCAAGCUCAUAUUGAAAGAACACCAGCUGCCAUGAGUCUUAUCGCAUCAAAAUUAAGUGACUUUUACUGUGUUCGACCAGAUGGAGAGAUGUACUGCAGUUUUGUGUUCCAGGAUUCCCCGAUUUUACAUAAAUUUAUUUAUUUCCAUUAAUUACUAUAACAUUGGAAAAACAAGCAGCAAUCAUCAGAGUUUUACAUAAAUUGCAUCAUAAUUUCAGCAAAAGUUCCAGAAAUAUUUUGCCAAUGAUAAAGAUGAGGUUGGAGGUGUUAAUGAAACAUUUAGGUUUCUUUACAUUGUGGGUAACCUUGUCAUUUGCAGACUGU